AUGCCCGACUUUGGUGGAUCACGAGUUCUAUCGUCGGAGGCGAAUAGUCUCCUUCGCCAUGUCUUGGAUGAUUGGAACCCACAGUAUGGCCUAGGAAACAUGGAUAAUGGCGUGUACCAUACCGCUUGGAUAUCCCUCAUCUUGAAAGCUGAUCAGUGGGUCUUUCCAGAAUGUUUCGAUUUUUUGAUCAACACGCAGCGCAAGGACGGAAGUUGGGGAAACCCAGCAUCGGAAGUUGAUCAGAUUUGUGAUGGGCUCGUGUCUCUUCUUUCGAUCAAAAGACAUCUAAAGGGCCCUGUCAGCUACUCUAAGAAACAGGAAGCUGAUUUGAAAGACCGGUCUGACCGUGCAAGUCAAUUUAUCCAGACCACCUUUUCGAAAUGGAAUAUCCAAAGCUAUGACAUAACGCUUCCUAUAGGAUUUGAGAUGUGGUUCCCCACAGUUCUUGAUCUCCUUAAGGAAGAGGGUAUGGAAUUCACCGUUCCUCAAAUGGAUUGGAUUUUGAAAAUUCGGACUGCAAAGUUGGCAAAAUUCUCUAAUGAAGACCUCUUUAGUGGAUCUCACAGUUCAGCCUUGUACUCGCUCGAAGCAUUCAUCGGAAAGGCUGAUUUUAGUCGAUUAGGUCAAUGGAAGGAGCUCAAAAUGGUCGCAUCUUGCCCUUCGGCUACAGCGGCUUAUCUCAUAGAAGCUCCUCAAUGGGACGAAGAUGCGGAAUUAUAUCUGCGCCAUGUUGUGCGGUCGACUAUCUCAAACAAUCGGGCUGUGCCAGAAAUGUUCCCUUCAACAUUUUUCGAGUUUUCAUGGGUAGUUUCGACAUUGCUUCACAGCUUCUCCAAGAAAGAACUUGACCACACCUUGCUCCAAUCGCUGCAGGAUAAAUUUGUCGGCUGGUUCGAAGAGUACGAAGGGCUAGUUGGAUCCGGUGAAUCGGUUCCCCCCGAGCCUGACUCGACCGCCAAAAUGCUGACAGCCCUCCAUCUUUUGGGUACGUCACACUCUCCAGCCAAUAUGAUCAAAUGUUGGGAGGGGCCCCAUCAUUUUGUGACUUAUGCGGGUGAACGUAAUGCAAGCUGUUCCACGAAUGCACAUAUACUUAUCGCCCUUAUCCAUCUCUCAAAAGAUAACGAGUAUAGUCAAUUUAUUGAAAAAUGCGUGCGGUUCCUGUGCAAGUCCUGGUGGGAUACAGAUGGAAUUCUUUAUGACAAAUGGGUAAGUGAGGCGAAUGUAUACGAAUUCAUCGGAAAGGAGCCGUACUAA
This is a messenger RNA of Penicillium taxi, 1257 nucleotides long. Its product is annotated as ent-kaurene synthase. The record is from RefSeq and is a predicted model, not a curated record. The transcript has a single exon. The coding region runs from base 1 to 1257 and encodes 418 amino acids. Gene Ontology annotation, biological process: diterpenoid biosynthetic process. Lineage: Eukaryota; Fungi; Ascomycota; Eurotiomycetes; Eurotiales; Aspergillaceae. Gene Ontology annotation, molecular function: terpene synthase activity; magnesium ion binding.